Molecule: messenger RNA, 487 nt
Organism: Salarias fasciatus (jewelled blenny)
Lineage: Eukaryota; Metazoa; Chordata; Actinopteri; Blenniiformes; Blenniidae
Gene: ndufa2
Product: NADH:ubiquinone oxidoreductase subunit A2
Exons: 3
Coding region: 50-352 (100 amino acids)
Cellular component (GO): respiratory chain complex I
Source: RefSeq, a predicted model, not a curated record
CAGGGCAUUUCGCCCUCGCAGCGUCCUUGACAGACAACACAGAGCUAAGAUGGCGGCCGCCGUAGUCCGGACUCUGGGCUCAAGUUUGGGCAAAAACCUCCGAGAGCUUCGCAUCCACCUCUGCCAAACGUCCGUGGCCAGCAGCGGGACCAGAAACUUUAUUGAGCAGAACUACGUCACCUUGAAGAAGUCCAACCCCGACUUCCCCAUCCUCAUCAGAGAGUGUUCAGGAGUUCAGGCUCGCAUCUGGGCCCGCUAUGACUUUGGUAAAGAACAGAGCGUCUCAGUGGAAAACAUGUCAGCCGACCAGGUGGCCUCAGCUCUGCAGACUCUGGUUCAGUCCAAACCCUGAACUCCUCCCUCUCUGACCCCCAGAUGGUUCAGUCCAAACCCUGAACCCCCCUCACCUGACCCCAGAUGCUUCACUCCCAUCUGGUUUCUUGUUUAUGUGAAUAAAUGUCAAUAAAAAUGUUUCUCUGUGCGUUCA